This is a messenger RNA of Pseudoliparis swirei, 1361 nucleotides long. It is a transcript of the gene snrpa, whose product is annotated as small nuclear ribonucleoprotein polypeptide A. The record is from RefSeq and is a predicted model, not a curated record. Gene Ontology annotation, molecular function: U1 snRNA binding. Lineage: Eukaryota; Metazoa; Chordata; Actinopteri; Perciformes; Liparidae. Bases 95 to 922 code for a protein of 275 amino acids. Gene Ontology annotation, cellular component: U1 snRNP. Gene Ontology annotation, biological process: mRNA splicing, via spliceosome. The transcript is spliced from 7 exons.
CGGGAUUUGAGAGAGGAGGGAUUUCAUUCACCGCUUUGAGGAGGCUAUUCCGUCGACAACGAACUGAUCGUUUGAAUCAUUUAUUGGUUAGAAGAUGGACCUUCCGGACGUACGGCUCAAUCAUACAAUCUACAUUAACAAUUUGAAUGAGAAAAUCAAGAAAGAUGAGUUGAAGAAGUCGUUGUACGCCAUCUUCUCCCAGUUUGGACAGAUUUUGGACAUCUUGGUCGCACGAAACAUGAAGAUGAAGGGUCAGGCCUUUGUUAUUUUCAAAGAGGUUAACAGUGCUUCCAAUGCUCUGAGAUCCAUGCAGGGAUUUCCUUUUUACGACAAACCUAUGCGUAUCCAGUAUGCCAAGAUAGACUCAGACAUCAUAGCUAAAAUGAAGGGGACUUUUGUGGAGCGUGAUCGUAAAAAGAAGGAGAAGAAGGUCAAAGGAGCAGAUGCAGGGACCUCUAAGAAGGGUCUACCAGGAGCUGUUCCCAUUGUUGCGCUGCCUGGUUCCGUGCCUGGAAUGCCUCCCAUGAGCCCGGCUCCCCGUAUGUUGCACAUGCCGGGCCAGCCGCCUUAUAUGCCUCCUCCUGGCAUGAUGCCUCCUCCAGGGAUGGGUCAGAUGCUCCCUGGUGGCAUGCCUGGCCAGAUCAUGCCAGGACAGAUGCACAUGCCCCAACAAAUUGCAGAAAAUCCUCCCAAUCACAUCCUCUUCCUCACCAACCUGCCAGAGGAGACAAACGAACUCAUGCUCUCAAUGCUCUUCAACCAGUUCCCCGGGUUCAAGGAAGUGCGUCUGGUCCCUGGUCGUCACGACAUCGCGUUCGUGGAAUUUGAGAACGAGGUGCAAGCCGGAGCUGCACGUGACGCACUACAAGGCUUUAAGAUUACACAAACGAACGCCAUGAAGAUCUCGUUUGCUAAGAAAUAACUCUAUUCAAGUCUGCUCUUUUUUUUCUAACAUGCUUGCACACCGGCCUUUUAAAAAAAAAUGUACAUCAGUAACCCAAACGAAAGACAUUUUUAGAAAUUGACGCUCAAGAGUGCCAUUUGGGCUUUGUUUUCUUCUCCUCCCCCUUCGUCCAGGAUGACAUGUAAGUAUAAAUGUUUGCAUCACGUUGCUUUCUCUUAUCGUACCACACUUGCAGAACUUUUGAAAACGAAUGGCAGGUAAAUGUAUGGAGGUGUUCUUCAUCCUACUGAUUGUAUCAUUCCUGGGUUUCUUUUCUUCUACUCAAAUCAUCGAGCAACUUGAUGCAUCUUCUGUAUUUUGUUGUCAUGAAGCAUUGCACCCAGGGUCUGGUCUACCAGACAUUGUACCUGGCGCUUUUCUGUUUUUAUAAUUAAAAUAUUUUCUCUUUGAGAACAUG